AAAUUAUAUUUAGAGCACUAGCUCCAACUACCUCAUACAUCAUAACCAACAAAACCACUUUCCACUCAAUUGAGCACUCAACGGCAAUGGCGUCUCUGGUGCGACCAGCCACAUUCAGAGCCCUCAGAAAUGCCACCCCAUCCCCCUUCUUCUCCAAAUGCCUUCCAUCAACAAACCGCCCUUUCUUCUAUCGCUUCCAAUCCCUAAACCUUCGAGCAUUCUCCGCCGCCUUCAUGUCACCACCCUCCAAGGCCGUCGUCUACGACCAACAAGGUCCUCCCGAUGUCGUUACAAGAAUUGUAGAAUUGCCGCCUGUAGAAGUGAAAGAGAACGAUGUCUGUGUUAGGAUGAUAGCUGCGCCUAUCAACCCAUCUGAUAUUAAUCGAAUUGAAGGGGUAUAUCCUGUGAGGCCGCAAGUUCCAGCUAUCGGAGGAUAUGAAGGUGUUGGAGAGGUGUACUCGGUUGGUUCUGCAGUGAAGGGUCUCUCACCUGGCGAUUUGGUCAUUCCAUCUCCCCCUUCCUUCGGGACGUGGCAGACUUACAUUGUCAAAGAUCAGAGUGUUUGGCACAAGAUUAAUAAGGAUUCUCCCGUGGAGUAUGCUGCUACCGUUACAGUGAAUCCUUUGACUGCUUUAAGAAUGCUUGAAGACUAUGUUGCUUUGAAUUCGGGAGAUGCUAUUGUUCAAAAUGGAGCCACAAGCAUUGUGGGGCAGUGUGUUAUUCAGAUUGCACGAGACCGUGGUGUCCAUAGUAUCAACAUUUUAAGAGAUAGGCCUGGAUCAGAUGAGGCAAAAGAAAACCUUAAGAAACUUGGUGCAGAUGAAGUUUUUACCGAGAGUCAAUUGGAAGUGAAAAAUAUCAAGGGCCUUCUGGCCAGUAUACCUGAACCUGCUUUGGGAUUUAACUGUGUUGGAGGAAAUGCUGCUUCUUUGGUUCUCAAAUUUUUGAGACAUGGAGGAACUAUGGUCACGUAUGGUGGCAUGUCUAAGAAGCCAAUUACUGUAUCCACUUCGUCUUUCAUUUUUAAGGACCUUUCUCUAAGAGGAUUCUGGUUGCAGAAAUGGUUGGGAGCCGAUAAUGCAAAAGAAUGUAGAAGAAUGAUAGAUUACCUCUUGGAUCUAGCACGAGAAGGGAAGUUGAGAUAUGAGUAUGCUAUCUUUCAAUUUCUUAGUUUGCUUUAUUCUAUCGUUUUGCAUUCCUAUUUAUCGACUAAAGAUAUAUCUUUCGUGUAUUUUUCUUCAAAUAAUAAUUUAUGUUUCAAUGUUGAUGAUUUGCCAUUACAGAAUGGAGCUGGUUCCGUUUGACAAUUUCAGCACAUCACUUGACAAGGCUCUUGGUAAACUAGGGAGCCAACCAAAACAAGUCAUAAAAUUCUGAAUUAGCAUAACUGGGAGUAAGGAUUUUCUUCUUCUUCUCAUUAUUAAUGGAGUAAGAAUUUUUCUUGGGGAAUGCAUCUAAAAUUUUCUAUUACACUGUACUUGAAAGAGUUAUGAUAUGCUAGACUAGGAGCUUCAGCGAUUGGAAGGAUUACUAUAUGUUAUGUAAACUAGUGUCUUGUCACACAUGAUCUAACAUAAACAGACAAGUUUUGUGACAAUUUUCUUUUAAAUUAAUGGUCUUGAGUCAUGAUAAACAUCACUUAAAAGUUGUACUCUACUACUAGUUAUUAUUAUUCUUUCAAACAAAAAAGAUAAUUGAAUUAAA
Messenger RNA from Cannabis sativa, 1704 nucleotides. RefSeq names its product enoyl-[acyl-carrier-protein] reductase, mitochondrial. Gene Ontology annotation, molecular function: trans-2-enoyl-CoA reductase (NADPH) activity. The coding region runs from base 87 to 1304 and encodes 405 amino acids. Gene Ontology annotation, biological process: fatty acid metabolic process. The transcript has 9 exons. The record is from RefSeq and is a predicted model, not a curated record. Lineage: Eukaryota; Viridiplantae; Streptophyta; Magnoliopsida; Rosales; Cannabaceae. Gene Ontology annotation, cellular component: mitochondrion.